UGAUUGAGGUUUGAGUCUAGAUCUCAGGGCAAUACGGGUCCUGGCGGGGGAGCCUUUGCCUGUCCCGUCGCAACCAUGUCGUUCUGCAGCUUCUUCGGUGGCGAGGUUUUCCAGAAUCACUUCGAGCCAGGUGUCUACGUGUGCGCCAAGUGCGGCUACGAGUUGUUCUCCAGUCGCUCGAAGUACGCACAUUCCUCCCCGUGGCCAGCAUUCACCGAGACCAUCCACGCAGACAGUGUGGCCAAGUGCCCCGAGAAGAACCGGCCGGAAGCUUUAAAGGUGUCCUGUGGCAAGUGUGGCAAUGGUUUGGGCCACGAGUUCCUGAAUGACGGCCCCAAACGGGGACAAUCGCGGUUCUGAAUAUUCAGCAGCUCCCUGAAGUUCAUCCCUAAAGGCAAAGAAGCUCCUGCCUCCCAGGGCCACUAGGAGAUGGACUGUGGAUGAACUGCCCUGGCCAGCCGUUCCAGCCUCAGUCACCGUAUGAUCUGCUCUGGUUAAAUCCUUCCAUGCCAGCCAGGGUGGUGAUAACCUGUGACCUUCGAGGAGGGGAGCGGGCUGAUGCAGGGGUCUCUUGGAUCCUUGUCUUCUGGCAGAGGAAACAAACUCCAUUUCACAGUCUGCAGGCUUCUCUGGCCUCACUCUGGCUUGGGGAAGCGACUGUUGCCCAUGAGCUGGCCAGGGGCGUGGUGGGGACCCUGCUCUCACCACUCCGUGUCCCUCCCAAGAGAAAGCCACUGUCCCUUAUUGUGUGUGCUUGGCAGCUCUUGACAUCAGGGAGAGUGGGUGGCGUUGAGACCCACCCCCCUUGAUUCCUCACUGGCGUGAUCAGGUAGGCAUCAAUAAACAGCAAGCCUGA
Apodemus sylvaticus (European woodmouse) is the source of this 856-nucleotide messenger RNA. It is a transcript of the gene Msrb1, whose product is annotated as methionine sulfoxide reductase B1. NCBI's taxonomy places the organism in Eukaryota, Metazoa, Chordata, Mammalia, Rodentia, Muridae. The record is from RefSeq and is a predicted model, not a curated record. The transcript has 5 exons. Gene Ontology annotation, molecular function: peptide-methionine (R)-S-oxide reductase activity.